AUGUAAAUUAGACCGUAUUGUUAACUGAAUGUGUAUUUCUUAUCAUUACACAACUGGAUGCGGUGUAUACCUCCAUCAUUUUGUACUUCAAAAUAGAUAAUUCAGUGCUGUUUUUACAGUGAAAAAUUUAAUAUUUUCUUUUGUGUCGAACUGUGAAUAUCUUAGAGGCAUCAUAUGACGAGAAGUAUGUUAGUAAUUGUGGAAACUCAAUCGAGGCACCGGCAGCGGCUGGCAAGAUAAAUCCGCUUGUUUUCCUUAUCAAGAUUACCGUACUGAUAAAAAUAUUCGAACUACACAAUACGACAUUAACUUGUCACGAGGACGUAUAGCGCGAUCGUUGUGUUGUGUCGGGAAAAUAAAUCAAAAUGUUGUCGAAAAUAUUCACAACUGUCAAGUACACGCUGGUGACAGUGAACUUUCUUUUUUUGAUAACGGGUAUUGUUAUAUUAUCUGUGGGUAGUUCAGUGCAAUCAGCCUACAAUGGUUACCAUGAAUUUCUUUCGGAGAGAUUUUUCUCAUUACCCGCUUUCUGCAUUGCGACGGGAAUUAUCAUAUUCAUAAUCGCCUCCUUCGGAUUCUACGGAGCUUAUAUGGAGAAUUAUUACAUGAAUAUGGCAUUUGCGGGUUCAAUGAUCCUCAUGUUCAUAUUCCAACUGUCUGCGUGCAUCGCUGGCUAUGUUCUGAAGGGCAACACGGUGGCACUAGUGCAGCAGUCACUGUUGGGGACAAUGGACUUGUACGGAGCCAACAAAAACCUCGGCGUCACCAAACUGUGGGAUGAAAUGCAAGAAGAUUUUUCAUGUUGCGGUGUCGCGAAUGCCAGUAAUUGGUUGCUCCCGCUGGGCACGACAGAGACACUCGGUGUGCCAGUCAGCUGCUGCGACCACGUUUACGGCACGAUCCAGACAUUCGUGUGCAACGUCACCGUCGCAUAUAACGUCGGUUGUAGUGACGCCUUCGGGUCCUGGGUUCAGUCUCACGCCGCUGCAAUAGGCAUUACUGGAAUCUUCAUGGUUUUGUUACAGGCGUUGGCGGUAGCGGGGGCUGUGUGGUUGGCAAAGAUAUCAAGACAGGAACAUGCCUUCCCUUAAAAAUAAUUAAAAUAAUAGAAAAGUUUUAAUUACGGUAUUUAGGAAAUUUUAAAAUGUAUGUUCAGAAAUGCACGUCCGAGAGGAGUGUGAUUGUUUAUUUAUU
This is a messenger RNA of Papilio machaon (common yellow swallowtail), 1194 nucleotides long. RefSeq names its product tetraspanin-4. Lineage: Eukaryota; Metazoa; Arthropoda; Insecta; Lepidoptera; Papilionidae. The coding region runs from base 366 to 1091 and encodes 241 amino acids. The transcript is spliced from 6 exons. Gene Ontology annotation, cellular component: membrane. The record is from RefSeq and is a predicted model, not a curated record.